Molecule: messenger RNA, 4433 nt
Organism: Chelonia mydas (Green sea turtle)
Lineage: Eukaryota; Metazoa; Chordata; Testudines; Cheloniidae
Gene: AGBL5
Product: AGBL carboxypeptidase 5
Exons: 18
Coding region: 307-3123 (938 amino acids)
Biological process (GO): protein deglutamylation; proteolysis
Molecular function (GO): metallocarboxypeptidase activity; zinc ion binding
Source: RefSeq, a predicted model, not a curated record
GCUCCGCGGGGCGGGGCCGACCAAUGGGCGGGCGCGUUGUUGUUGUCGGGCCGGCCGUUGUUUGGGUCCCGAGCGGGGCCGGGCUCCGGGGAGCAGAGAGGGGCGGACAGCGGGGCCCGGCAGGUGGAGGUUGGCCAGCUUGAACAAUGAAUCGUACUUAGAAGCGUAAAAAGCAGGAGGGAGGAGGAUCCACUAGCAAAACAUCUGUAUUUGGAAGCGUGUUUCAUCCAGCAGCUCAGGGACAGCCCCGCAGCAGCCUUGGUGCAGACAAGAGGAUGAAAUCGCACUCUCAGGGGAGGGCUAAACAUGGAGAUACGCUGCGGCGGCCUCUUGUUCAGUUCCAAGUUUGACUCAGGGAACCUGGCUCAUGUGGAGAAGGUGGAACACCAGGAAGGAGAAGGGGACGUAGCUGGGAACAGCAGCAGCAGCAGCAGCACGGUGUCGGCUGUGUUUGGCAGCUCCCUGCCCACGGCUGACUAUGAAUUCAAUGUGUGGACCAAACCCGACUGUGCUGAAACGGAGUAUGAAAACGGGAACAGAUCCUGGUUUUAUUUCAGUGUGAAGGGAGGAGCUCCAGGCAAGCUGAUCAAAAUCAACAUUGUGAACAUGAACAAGCAGAGCAAACUCUAUUCCCAAGGCAUGUCUCCUUUCGUUAGGACCCUGCCUAUCAGGCCCCGCUGGGAGCGGAUCCGGGAGCGGCCCACCUUCGAGAUGAUGGAGACCCAGUUUGUGCUGUCCUUUGUGCACCGCUUCCUGGAGUACCGUGGCGCCACCACCUACUUUGCCUUCUGUUACCCCUUCUCAUACACGGAGUGCCAGGAGAUGCUGGCACAGCUGGACAGCCGCUUUGAGGAGUGUAAAUACAUGUCACCCAGCAGUCCCCUCGACGCCAUCUAUUACCAUCGAGAGCUGCUGUGCCGUUCCCUGGACAAUCUGCGCGUGGACUUGAUUACUGUCACCUCGUGCCACGGUAUGAGGGAGGAACACGAGCCUAGGCUGGACAACCUGUUCCCUGACGAAGCCAUUCCUCGGCCGCGUUGUUUUGCAGGGAAGAGGGUCUUCUUCCUGAGCAGCAGAGUUCACCCAGGGGAAACCCCCUCCAGCUUUGUCUUCAAUGGCUUCCUGGAGUUCAUCCUGCGGGAGGAUGAUCCCCGAGCCCAGAUGCUGCGGCGCAUGUUCGUCUUCAAGCUCAUCCCCAUGCUGAACCCAGAUGGCGUGGUGCGAGGCCAUUACCGAACCGACGCCCGGGGGGUGAACCUGAACCGCCAGUAUCUGAGCCCUGAUGCAGAGCUGCACCCUGCUGUCUACGGAGCCAAAGCCGUGCUCCUUUACCAUCAUGUCCACAGCCGGGGCGCACCUGGCGCUCCCGACUGGAGGGCACACGCCUCCCCACUCACCUCCAGCUCGCUAAGCACAAAAUCUUCCAACCAUUCCAUCCGCAACUGCACCCUGGCCCCGGAGGCUCCUCUGUCGGAGCUGGAGAAAGCCAACAACCUCCUCAACCACCCCAGCAGCCAGGACGCCAGCACCCAUCUCACGCUUUCUCAGGACUCCCAGCCGCUGGAAGCACCUGCUGCCGAGCUGGUGAACAAGGACCAAACUAUGUGGAUCCUGCCUUCAGAGCCCACCGGGGAGCACUGUGAAAGGGAAGCCGAGAGACCCCCGUCAGUGGCCCCCCUGGAAGCUGUCCUGCCCCAGGAGAGCGGGUUGGCAUACUACGUGGAUCUGCAUGGGCACGCCUCCAAGCGCGGCUGCUUCAUGUACGGCAACAGCUUCAGCGAGGAGAACGCCCAGGUGGAAAAUAUGCUGUUCCCCAAACUCAUCUCCUUGAACUCAGCUCACUUUGACUUCAUGGGAUGUAACUUCUCGGAGAAGAACAUGUAUGCCAGAGACAAGCGGGAUGGGCAGUCGAAAGAGGGCAGUGGGCGAGUGGCUAUCUACAAGGCCUCGGGCAUCAUUCACAGCUACACGCUGGAGUGCAACUAUAACACCGGGCGUUCGGUGAACAGCAUCCCUAUGGCCUGCCAUGACAAUGGGCGGGCAAGCCCUCCGCCCCCUCAGACCUUCCCCACAAAGUACACCGUGGAGCUGUAUGAGCAGGUUGGGAGGGCGGUGGCCAUCGCAGCGCUGGACAUGGCGGAGUGUAACCCCUGGUCCCGGCUCGUCCUGUCUGAGCACAGCAGCCUCAGCAACCUGCGAGCCUGGAUGCUGAAGCACGUGCGCAAUCUGAAGGGCAUAGCUGCGUUCUCCCGCAAGAAAGUCUCCAACGGGCUGCCCGCCUUGAGCUCCGAGAAUGCCCUCUCCCGGGCCAGGAGCUACAGCCAUGGCACAAGUGGGAGCAGCGGCAGCCAGCACAACUCGCCCCAGAUCAAAGCCGCGCCCAGCUUCACCUUCAGCUGUAACAGGGCUGGUGGCCCCGCAGGCGGGAGUCAGAGCCCUCAGAAAGGCAGCCCGCGGGUCCUGGCACCAGUGAGAGAGCCCUGCGUGCAGGACAAGCGGCGCCACCAGCACCUGACUCUGCUGCGAGCAGCAGCCAACAGCAUCCAGCCGCCAGCACCUCUCCCUCCCUGUGCCAGGCGCCUGUCCCAGCCUGCGCCACCCGCCAGCCUGCGCCCCUGCUCCCUGCCAGCCUCCCUCCUCACGUCAGGGACCUCGCCCACGGACACUAAGGCCGGGGCUCUGGUGGUUACCAGCCGUGGACUUCAGGCAGCAGAUCACGGCCGGGAAGAGCCGAAGCCCCCCUAUGGCAUGGCGCUGGUGCAGAACCUUCCGAAGAGGCUGAGCACCAGGAAAGUCCUAGAACCACCCAGCCUGCGGCCCAGCAGAAUCCCCAUCCGCAAGAAGGCAGCAGCAUGCGCCCCGAGUUUGCUGGGGCUCGACAGCGAGAGCACCUCAGCCCUCAAGGUCUGGAAAUACACCCACGCUGGAGCCCUGGCCCAAAGGUCUCUGCCAGCAUUCCCAGAGGACACUGCAUCACUCAGCAUGGGGAUGCAGACAACAGAGCCGCUCUUCAUCUGCGACGAGCCCGAGGGCCUGCUCAGCGAGCAUCUGCCAAGCCGGGCCCCAGACUCGCCCCCGCUCAGCUCGUACCACAAGAUCCUGUCCUUCUGCACUGAAGCCUGAGCGCAGCCACCAGCUCCAGCUGCCACCUCUGCCCUCGCAUCCGUCUCGAGCUGGGUGCAGCACCUGCCCCCGUGCUGCCCUGCUGCCGGGGAAGUGGGGCAGAGUCCAGCCGCCCCUUGCAAAGCUGUGUGAUGGAGGGUGAAUCUCCACCCAGCCCUGUUCACCCUGCAGGCUCCCUGCGCCCAGCAUCUCCCUGCCUGGGCUCUAGCUGAGCUCUGGCCUGUAAGCACGGAGCUGCCCUGCUGAGCAGCCAGGGCUCUGCACAGCCCAUGGCCUAAGCAGAGCGGGACCCUGCUGGGCUCUCCAGCUAGUCCCAGAGCCCUGUGCAGUUCCCUCCACUUCCCUGCUAACCUGCAGCCAUGGCCAUGUGGAGGGCACUGGGUGCAGCCAGCUGACUGGUUUAGGUCACAAGCUUGGGGGCACCAACAGCAGCCAGAGUGCCAGGGGCUGGGGGUGAUGCCCAGGGAGCAGCUGCAGACAUCAUCACUCUGUGCCCCUCCCUGGGCAGUGGAGGGGGUUGGGCAGGGCUAGGCCCUGGGUCAGGCUGCUGCACUAGCCCCCGUGCUGAGGUGCAGAAGAAUCAACCCAGGGGCAAAGGGCUUUCUAGCAGGGGGCCAGCUGGUGCCAGGGAGGCCCAGUGGGCAUGGCUCCUACUCCCCUUCCACAAAGCCAAAGCUCCCAUGGUGUGUCUCAGAACCCGGCCCGUGGGCAGCUCCCUGUGCCACAGUGAGGCCUAGGGGGAGCUGGCCUGCUGGGGUGAAGCACAGUUAGUUGGGGUGUUGUCUCCCCACAGUAGCUGUCCUGCUUCAGGGAUUGGCCCCUGCCCCACACCCAGCAGGGCUGUGGAGGCAACUUGAGGGAGGGUCUGUGGGCAUCUCCUUGGGCAAAGCACGGUGCCAGCAGAACCUCAGUGGGCUCCAGGGUCCCAGGCCGGGUAUCUCCAGUCAGGGCUCUCCCCGGUGCACCCCACGGGAACAGCUUGUAAGCUGGGCAGACUCUUGCAAAGGCUGCUUCAUGAGCAGAACCAAAUCAGGCCCUGGAGCUGCAGGUCAGCUCCCAUCCCUGGGUGCCUGGGCCCCAGGCUAGCGGCUUUGGCCAGCCCCUCCAUGUUAACCACAACUCUGUGUGGGCAGGGUCAGGGCUGGGGAGCCCUGCAGCCACCCACCAAGGCAGAGCCAUUCUGCGGCUGCAGCCGUUGGCCACCUCCCACUCAGCUGAGCGGCUGCAGAGUUGUUCAUGGGUUCGAAGCUAUUUUUAUGAGAUAGGGUUUGUCUUGUAACGUGUUUCUAUUAAAGUUUGUUUGGAAGAAA